Tripterygium wilfordii is the source of this 3893-nucleotide messenger RNA. Its product is annotated as cellulose synthase A catalytic subunit 3 [UDP-forming]-like. Gene Ontology annotation, biological process: plant-type primary cell wall biogenesis; cellulose biosynthetic process. Gene Ontology annotation, cellular component: trans-Golgi network; plasma membrane. Gene Ontology annotation, molecular function: cellulose synthase (UDP-forming) activity. NCBI's taxonomy places the organism in Eukaryota, Viridiplantae, Streptophyta, Magnoliopsida, Celastrales, Celastraceae. The record is from RefSeq and is a predicted model, not a curated record. The coding region runs from base 373 to 3627 and encodes 1084 amino acids. The transcript is spliced from 16 exons.
CCGUGCCUUUUCUCCGUUACAUCUCUCUACUCCAUACUCUCUCUCUAACUCUCACUCUGUCGGUGGACUUCUCCGGUGAAACAUUAUAUAUAGUAUGGAGAGAGAGUGAGUAAGAGAAGACGAAGGGGAGAGAGACGGAGCCGUUGCUUUGCAUUGCUCGUUUCCUCUAGACAAGCUCAAUCCGGUUACUCUCUUCGUUGUCUGUCUGUCUGCAUCGAUCUUCGGUUUCAUUAGAUCUUGGCCUAUCAAGUUUAAGAAUAAGGAAAGUUAAUUAUUCAACUUUUGGCACAGUGACACAUGCAUCAGUCUCGGUGAGACUGAGCAUUCAUCUCAAUCCAUUGCCAACAUCUGUGCAUAGGCAAGAGGUUAACAAUGGAGUCAGAAGGAGAAACUGGGGCAAAGCCCAUGAGGAACCUGGGUGGUCAGGUCUGCCAAAUCUGUGGAGAUAAUGUUGGCAAAGCUGUUCAUGGUGAACCAUUUGUUGCUUGUGACGUUUGUGCAUUUCCUGUUUGUCGCCCAUGCUAUGAGUAUGAAAGGAAGGACGGGAAUCAGUCUUGUCCACAAUGCAAGACCAGAUAUAAGAGGCACAAAGGUAGCCCUGCCAUUCUUGGUGACAGGGAAGAGGAUGCUGAUGCUGAUGAUAGUGUAAGUGAUUUCAAUUAUUCCUCAGAAAAUCAGAGCCAGAAGCAGAAGAUUGCUGAGCGCAUGUUGAGCUGGCAUAUGACAUAUGGACGCGGGGAGGAUGUGGCAGCUCCAAACUAUGAUAAAGAGGUUUCUCAUAAUGACAUUCCUCUGCUUACCAAUGGCCAGGAGGUAUCUGGAGAACUAUCUGCUGCAUCUCCUGAACACCUUUCUAUGGCUUCUCCUGCUGCUGGUGGUGGUGGGAAGCGAAUCCAUUCUCUUUCCUACUCAGCUGAUGUUAAUCAAUCACCUAAUAUCAGAGUUGUGGAUCCGGUAAGAGAGUUUGGUUCUCCAGGACUUGGUAAUGUAGCCUGGAAAGAGAGAGUUGAUGGCUGGAAGAUGAAGCAGGAGAAGAAUGUUGUUCCUCCAAUGAGCACUGGCCAUGCUACUUCUGAGAGAGGUGGUGGCGAUAUUGAUGCAAGCACUGAUGUGCUAGUGGAUGACUCUUUGUUGAAUGAUGAAGCUCGGCAGCCUCUCUCAAGGAAGGUUUCAAUUCCAUCAUCCAGGAUAAAUCCUUACAGGAUGGUCAUUGUUCUGCGGCUUGUUAUUCUCAGCAUUUUCUUGCACUAUCGAAUAACUAACCCUGUGCCCAAUGCUUAUGCUCUUUGGUUGAUAUCUGUGAUAUGUGAGAUCUGGUUUGCUAUAUCUUGGAUAUUGGAUCAGUUCCCUAAGUGGCUUCCUGUAAACCGUGAAACAUAUCUUGACAGGCUUGCUUUAAGAUAUGAUCGUGAAGGGGAACCAUCACAAUUAGCUGCUGUUGACAUUUUUGUCAGUACUGUUGAUCCGUUAAAGGAGCCUCCUCUUGUGACUGCUAAUACCGUGCUUUCCAUUCUUGCUGUUGACUACCCAGUUGAUAAGGUUUCUUGCUAUGUCUCUGAUGAUGGUGCUGCCAUGUUGACAUUUGAAGCUCUUUCUGAAACGUCAGAAUUUGCUAGAAAAUGGGUACCUUUCUGCAAGAAAUAUAACAUUGAGCCUCGGGCUCCAGAAUGGUACUUCGCACAAAAGAUUGACUACUUAAAAGAUAAAGUUCAACCAUCAUUUGUGAAAGACCGAAGAGCUAUGAAGAGAGAAUAUGAAGAAUUUAAAAUUCGUGUCAAUGGGCUUGUUGCAAAGGCACAAAAAGUUCCUGAAGAAGGAUGGAUUAUGCAAGAUGGCACUCCAUGGCCUGGAAAUAACACCAGAGACCAUCCAGGAAUGAUCCAGGUUUUCUUAGGCCAAAGUGGAGGGCUUGAUGCUGAGGGUAAUGAGCUGCCUCGUUUAGUUUAUGUUUCUCGUGAAAAGCGCCCAGGAUUCCAGCAUCACAAGAAAGCUGGUGCUAUGAACGCUCUUGUUCGAGUCUCAGCAGUACUUACUAACGGGCCUUUCAUGUUGAAUCUUGAUUGUGAUCACUACAUUAACAACAGCAAGGCCUUGAGGGAAUCUAUGUGCUUUCUAAUGGAUCCCAACCUUGGGAAACAUGUUUGCUAUGUUCAGUUCCCGCAGAGAUUUGAUGGUAUUGAUAGGAAUGAUCGAUAUGCCAAUCGAAAUACUGUGUUCUUUGAUAUUAACUUGAGAGGUUUGGAUGGCAUCCAAGGUCCUGUUUAUGUGGGUACUGGAUGUGUCUUCAAUCGAACAGCUUUGUAUGGUUAUGAGCCACCUCUCAAACCGAAGCACAAGAAAUCCGGGUUUUUCUCAUCAAUGUGCGGUGGGGCACGGAAGAAGGGUUCAAAGUCAAGUAAGAAGGGCUCUGAUAAGAAGAAAUCUGGCAAACAUGUGGAUCCUACUGUGCCAAUUUUCAGUUUAGAGGAUAUAGAGGAAGGGGUAGAAGGUGCUGGAUUUGAUGAUGAGAAGUCUCUACUCAUGUCUCAAAUGAGCCUGGAGAAAAGAUUUGGCCAGUCUGCUGUUUUUGUUGCCUCUACUCUUAUGGAGAAUGGUGGUGUUCCGCAAUCGGCAACGCCAGAAAAUCUUCUUAAGGAGGCUAUUCAUGUUAUCAGUUGUGGGUACGAGGAUAAAACAGACUGGGGUAAUGAGAUUGGAUGGAUCUAUGGUUCUGUUACAGAAGAUAUUUUAACUGGAUUUAAGAUGCAUGCGCGUGGGUGGAGGUCAAUUUAUUGCAUGCCCAAACGGCCAGCCUUCAAAGGAUCUGCUCCUAUUAAUCUUUCUGAUCGUCUAAACCAAGUGCUUCGAUGGGCUCUAGGCUCUGUUGAAAUUCUUCUUAGUCGGCACUGUCCCAUCUGGUAUGGUUAUGGUGGCAGGUUGAAGUGGCUUGAAAGAUUUGCAUAUGUUAACACUACCAUCUAUCCAAUCACUUCCAUUCCGCUUCUCAUGUAUUGCACACUGCCUGCUAUUUGUCUACUCACAAACAAGUUCAUUAUUCCUCAGAUUAGUAACAUUGCAAGUAUAUGGUUUCUUGCUCUCUUCCUUUCCAUCUUUGCAACUGGUAUUUUGGAGAUGAGAUGGAGUGGUGUUGGAAUUGAUGAGUGGUGGAGAAAUGAACAGUUUUGGGUUAUUGGUGGUGUCUCAGCCCAUCUUUUUGCCGUCUUCCAAGGCCUGCUGAAAGUACUUGCUGGAAUCGACACCAACUUUACUGUCACCUCCAAGGCAUCAGAUGAAGAUGGGGAUUUUGCAGAACUUUACAUGUUCAAAUGGACAACACUGCUCAUCGCACCAACAACUCUCCUCAUUGUAAACUUGGUGGGCGUUGUUGCAGGGACCUCCUAUGCCAUCAACAGUGGCUAUCAAUCUUGGGGUCCUCUCUUUGGCAAGUUAUUCUUUGCAUUCUGGGUGAUUGUCCAUCUGUAUCCUUUCCUCAAAGGUCUGAUGGGUCGUCAGAACCGAACACCGACAAUUGUCGUUGUGUGGUCCAUUCUCCUUGCUUCCAUCUUCUCCUUGUUGUGGGUGAGGGUUGAUCCAUUCACCACUAGAGUCACUGGUCCAGAUGUGCAGCUAUGUGGAAUCAACUGUUAAUACGGGUGAAAGACUGAUAACUGGUGGUUCAUAUGUUUCUUUUGUGUUUUUUUUUUUGUUUUUCGUGCCUGGAUUAUAGACGCGGAAGGCUGUGUGUAGUUCAUUUGUAUUUUUUUGGUCCACUGUUAUGCUGGAAACUUUUCAUGUGCAUAUCAUAGGUGGCAUAAUUGUUUUAUUUAUUACAUUUGAGUUAUAAGUUAUAACCAAACCUGUAAUAUUUUGGACAACACUAUUUUAUUUUAAUGUAUCUAAUUUUCAUUUUCCCA